AUGGCUUCUGACGAUUCUGCUGCAGCCACAGCCUUACUGACCGAAUACUUGGGUUAUACACCCUUGUCGUUCGUGGACGAUGUCUUCAAUUCGAUCAAUACUAUCAUCUAUCUAAGCAUAGAGAAACUAGAAACAGGACUAGUCUCACUACCUCCAGAAAGACUAGGAUUUAAGGGCUCGAGAUCGAUCAACGGUGAUCAGCAAGUCAAUGAUGAGUAUGCCGAUGCUAAGCAGGAGAUCGAAGAGGGUCUUCAUCAACUUGAGACGUUACUGACAUCCUCUGCCGAUAAGAGGUUCGAUGCUUUCGAGAUCUACACCUUAAGGAACAUCCUGUCAGUGCCACAGGAUCUCGUCAACUGGAUACGACUGAGCCAUCAUGAGGGUAUCUCUCUGUCACAUGCUGAUGCGCCGUCACUCGAUACGAUAGAAGAGCUCCGUCGAAAACUUGCUGCAUCGCGAAUGGUAUCACAAUCCCUCGCUUCAGAGCACGGUCGUAACGAGACAAUACUAGCUCAGCUGAAAGGUAUCCUCGAUGGAGAUAGCAAGGACGAAACCCUACCCAACAUGUCCUUUAUGCCUGGCAAGUUACCACAGCAACCAUUCUCAGGUCAGCUACCACUCGCCACAAACACGAAUUUCGCACUUUCGCAAUUGCCCGCUCUCAAAACUACUCUUACGGAGCUUAGAGCCAGGUUGGCCACACUGAGAAGCAUGCAGCUCGGCCUCGAUACUGCCAAGGAUGAACGGCGAGAAGAAAGAAGGCAAUACAUCGAGCAACGAACAAGAUCACAUCUUGAACGCAAUGGGCGACUGGCUGCCAGUAACAAGGGUCCUUUGACGGGAAGAGUAACAAACCCGGCAGAAGUCGAAGCUCUCGAAAAGGUUGCUAACAUGUUCAAUCUUCCUUGA
This is a messenger RNA of Lithohypha guttulata, 909 nucleotides long. RefSeq lists its product as uncharacterized. The coding region runs from base 1 to 909 and encodes 302 amino acids. Gene Ontology annotation, cellular component: MIS12/MIND type complex; nucleus; chromosome, centromeric region. The transcript has 2 exons. Gene Ontology annotation, biological process: mitotic cell cycle; kinetochore assembly; mitotic sister chromatid segregation. The record is from RefSeq and is a predicted model, not a curated record. NCBI's taxonomy places the organism in Eukaryota, Fungi, Ascomycota, Eurotiomycetes, Chaetothyriales, Trichomeriaceae.